AUGAGUUCCCACAAGAAGAAGCAACCCUUUACCCCACCCCCUCAGCUUCAGCAGCAGCAGGUGAAACAACACAGCCAGCCUCCCCGUCAGGAAUCAUUUGUUCCCAUAACCAAGGAGCCAGGCUACCCAAAGGUUCCACAACCGGGAAACACCAAGAUUCCAGAGCUAGGCUGCACCAAGGUCCCUGAGCCAGGCUGCACCAAGGCCCUUGAGCCAAUCUACACCAAGGUACCAGAGCCGCAUCCUUCAACAGUCACUUCAGGCCCAGCUCAGCAGAAGACCAAGCAGAACAUGAGUUCCCAGCAGCAGAAGCAGCCCUGCACCCCACCCCCUCAGCUUCAGCAGCAGCAGGUGAAACAGCCUUGCCAGCCUCCACCCCAGGAACCAUGCAUCCCCAAAACCAAGGAGCCCUGCCUCCCCAAGGUGCCUGAGCCCUGCCACCCCAAAGUGCCUGAACCCUGCCAGCCCAAGGUUCCGGAGCCCUGCCACCCCAAGGUGCCUGAGCCCUGCCCUUCAACGGUCACUCCAGCACCAGCCCAGCAGAAGACCAAGCAGAAGUAAUGUGGUCCACCGCCAUGCCCUUGAGGAGCCAGCCACCAGAUGCUGAAUCCCCUAUCUCAUUCUGCGUAUGAGUCCCAUUUGCCUUGCAAUUAGCAUUCUGCCUCCACCAAAAAAGAAUGUGCUAUGAAGCUUUAUUUCCUAUACACUCUGAGUCUCUGAAUGAAGCUGAAGGUCUUAGUACCAGAGCUAGUUUUCAGCUGCUCAGAAUUCAUCUGAAGAGAGACUUAAGAUCAAAGCAAAUGAUUCAGCUCCCUUAUGCCCCCAUUAAAUUCACUUUCAGUUCCA
Molecule: messenger RNA, 846 nt
Organism: Mandrillus leucophaeus (drill)
Lineage: Eukaryota; Metazoa; Chordata; Mammalia; Primates; Cercopithecidae
Product: cornifin-A-like
Exons: 2
Coding region: 1-561 (186 amino acids)
Source: RefSeq, a predicted model, not a curated record